Chelonia mydas (Green sea turtle) is the source of this 2098-nucleotide messenger RNA. RefSeq names its product zinc finger protein 277 (gene ZNF277). Bases 275 to 1906 code for a protein of 543 amino acids. The transcript is spliced from 14 exons. NCBI's taxonomy places the organism in Eukaryota, Metazoa, Chordata, Testudines, Cheloniidae. The record is from RefSeq and is a predicted model, not a curated record.
AAUGCGUGCACGUCACUCUUGGGUCCAUCUGCGAACGGUGGCAUGGCAGCUUCCUCAGGCGUUGGCGCUGCGGCCGAAAGAGGCGACUCCAAUACAGUGUAUGUGCUGGGGAUGGUCUAGAAGAGGGAAGGGAUGGAUCCUCAGAAUUCUGCAUCUUCGUGACAGUUUAUAACCUGCACCAAAGGCAGACACGCUCCCUGGAGCCCCAAAUAGUGGAAGCACAAUCCAUCUUACUUUUUGGCCACCACACAAGGACAAUGGCUAUGAAACCAGCAUGAGGAGUAAUCAAGGUUGCUGUCAUUUUGGCACACUGCUAUCAUUUGCCUUGACUGGGAUGCCAAUACAGGAUUAUAUAUGCUAUAAAGCAGUAGUGCAUCAAUAUGUGUUACAGAAAAACCCAGCCUUUGGAGGCUAUCCCCUGAGAAGAGAUCCAUUGUACCUAGUCUCAGAUCAAAGACCCAGGCUGUACAAAGGAGAGACUAAACUUUUCAUGAGUAUGCUCGUCCUGAGCCAAGGCAGUUAUGAGUGUGUGAUCACAGGAAAACAUUCUUGGUGGGGUUUAAGGACUUCACGUGCCAGAGCCAUUGUUGGAGUUGGGCUGAUCUCUGAUAGUGAGUGUAUUUUGGAGCCGCUGUCUUUGCCAGAAAGUCCAUGUGGUGUAGCUGCUGUGGAAGAGUCUCCAUCUGUGCCUUGUAUUUUCUGUGAAGAAUAUUUUCCACAAGCAGAACAAGACCAACUUCUGAAGCACAUGAUUAUUGAACACAAGCUUGUCAUAGCAGAUGUCAAGCUGGUUGCGGAUUUCAGAAGAUACAUUUUAUAUUGGAAGAAGAGGUUCACGGAGCAGCCCAUCACAGAUUUCUGUAGUGUGAUAAGAACAAAUUCAGAAGCUCCAGUAGAGGAGCAGGACAAUUAUUUUCUUUUAUGUGAUGUUUUACCAGAAGACAGAUUACUAAGAGAACAGCUCCAGCAAAAGAGACUGAGAGAAAUUCUGGAGCAACAACAGCGUGAAAGAGAUGAUACAAGCUUUCAUAGCAUAUGUAUGUUCUGCGAUAAAGAAUUCACAGGAAACAGGUCUGUUCUUUUCAAUCACAUGGCAAGAGAUCAUGCUUUUAAUGUUGGGCUGCCCGAUAACAUUGUAAAUUGUAAUGAAUUUUUGGCUGCAUUACAGAAGAAACUUGACAAUUUGCAGUGUUUAUACUGUGAGAAAACCUUCAGAGACAAAAAUACACUUAAAGAUCACAUGAGAAAAAAGCAGCAUCGCAGAAUCAAUGCCAAAAAUACAGAAUAUGACAGAUUUUAUAUCAUUAAUUACUUGGAAUUUGGAAAGUCGUGGGAGGAAGUUCAAUCAGAAGAUGACCGAGAAUUGCUAGAUAACCUGGAAGAAGACUGGUCUGAUUGGGAGGAGCAUCCUGUCUGUGCAGUUUGCCUGUUUUGUGAAAAGCAAGCAGACACUACCAAAAAAUUAUGUUUCCACAUGAAGGAAGCACAUGGAUUUGACCUUCUUAAAAUAAAGGCAGAGCAUGGUUGUUGUUUUCUGCCUUUGCCAGGUUUGAAGUUUUAUCAGCAAGUGAAGUUAGUGAACUUCAUCAGAAGGGAAAUCCACCAGUGUCGAUGUUACAACUGCAAGGAGAUGUUUCAGUCUAAGACUGAAUUAAUAAGUCACGUGGAAGUGACCAAACACAUUACAUUCCUGCCAACCAGGUCUACAUGGGAUCAACCACAGUAUUAUUUUCCUACCUAUGAAAAUGAUACACUCCUAUGUACACUGUCAGACAGUGAAGAUGAACUGACAGCCAAGGAUCAAAGCGAAGAUGUCCCUAUCAUUAGUGAAGAUAUUUCCGACCUAGAGGCUCUGAGACAAAGCAGUGUUUUAAACCAACUUCUGCGUGAAGAGAACAACAAUUAAGGAAAGCCUAAACGUUGAGAGAGAGUUUUACUAAUCUUCAGGCAUUCUACCUGCAAGACUAAAAGGAAAAAUCUGAUCUCACUUACAUACUAGUGUGAUUUAGCCCAUGAUUGCUAUAAACACACUGAUUGUAAAUGAAUGGGAAUACCAAAUAAAGAAAAUAGGCAGUAAAAACUGUAUGUAAACUUAUAA